Molecule: messenger RNA, 12423 nt
Organism: Meleagris gallopavo (turkey)
Lineage: Eukaryota; Metazoa; Chordata; Aves; Galliformes; Phasianidae
Source: RefSeq, a predicted model, not a curated record
ACCUUGCUGGAGUAUGCGGAAAAGUGGAAAACAUCAGAAGAUCCUCUGCCCCUGUUGGAGGUGUAUACAGUGGCUAUCCGAAGUUAUGUUAAAGCACGACCUUAUCUUACCUCUGAGUGUGAAAACGUAGCCUUUGUGCUCGAACGUUUAGCACUAAGCUGUAUUGAACUUCUGUUAUGUCUGCCCCUUGAUUUACCUGAAAAUAAAUGGGAAGAGUUUCAGGCUUUUGUACAGGUGGCUCAUAAAAACUUGAUGGAAAAUGGCAGCCGGGAACUGCAUAUUUUAACUACACUUACUCAAGAGAAGGGAGUGUGGAAGAACCCAGUCUUGUGUAGUAUUCUUUCCCAGGAGCAGUUGGAUCCCGAGAAAGUGAAUGAAUUUUUAGUGUUUGAAGGCCCUGUCCUGCUGGAUAUGCGUAUUAAACACCUCAUGAAAACAAAGCAAUUAAUACAAGCUACUGCCCUGGCAAAACUCUGCUCUGACCAUCCAGAAAUCAGUGCACAAGGCAAUUUCAAGCAAACCUACUUGGUCUGUCUUUGUUCAGGAUCACCAAAUGAAAAGCUAAUGGAGGAAAUUGCAGAAGUAGAUUGCAAAGAUGCUCUAGAAAUGAUCUGUAACCUAGAAUCUGAUGGAGAUGAGAAAAGUGCUCUAAUUUUAUGUGCAGCGUUUUUGUCUCGCCAACUUCAGCAAGGAGAGAUGUACUGUGCCUGGGAACUGACUCUUUUCUGGAGUAAACUGCAGCAAAGGGUAGAGCCUUCUAUUCAAGUGUAUCUAGAGAGAUGUCGUCAACUUUCUGUGUUAACUAAGACUGUUUAUCACAUUUUCUUCCUGAUCAAAGUAAUUAACUCAGAGAUUGAUGGUGCUGGACUUGCAACCUGCAUUGAACUGUGUGUGAAAGCCUUGCGCUUGGAAUCCAGUGAAAAUGCAGAUGUCAAGAUAUCUAUUUGCAAGACUAUUUCCUGUUUGCUUCCAGAUGAUUUGGAGGUUAAACGUGCUUGUCAGUUGAGUGAAUUUCUUCUUGAACCCACUGUGGAUGCAUACUAUGCUGUUGAAAUGCUCUAUAAUCAACCUGAUCAAAAGUACGAUGAAGAGAAUCUUCCAAUACCAAAUUCAUUGCGCUGUGAGCUCUUACUUGUACUGAAAACUCAGUGGCCUUUUGAUCCAGAAUUCUGGGACUGGAAAACUCUAAAGCGUCAGUGUCUGGCACUGAUGGGAGAGGAAGCAUCCAUUGUGUCAUCAAUAGAUGAACUCAAUGAUAGUGAAGUUUAUGAGAAGGUUGAGGAUUGCCAAGAAGAGACUAAAGAAACUUCCAUGAAUGGGUUUGCUGGCAGUUUUGAUGAAGCUACAAGCCUUCUUAAAGGUAUUAGAGAUGAAAAGCAGAAAAAGAGAGAAAUUAAAAAACUCAGAGAGAGAGGAUUCAUAUCAGCUAGAUUCCGGAACUGGCAAGCGUAUAUGCAGUACUGUGUGUUAUGCGACAAGGAAUUUCUAGGUCACAGAAUAGUUAGGCAUGCUCAAAAACAUUAUAAAGAUGGAAUUUACAGUUGUCCUAUUUGUGCCCAAAAUUUUAAUUCUAAAGAAAACUUUGUUCCCCAUGUAACUUUGCAUGUUAAAAAAUCCAGCAAAGAGAGACUGGCUGCUAUGAAACCGCUGAGAAGAUUAGGAAGACCUCCUAAAAUAGCAGCUACCAACGAGAAUCAGAAAACCAAUUCUGUAUCCAAACAGGAGCAACGACCCAUUAAGAAGAACAGUCUCUAUACAACAGACUUCAUUGUAUUUAAUGAUAAUGAUGGCUCUGAUGAUGAGAAUGAUGAUAAAGAUAAACCAUAUGUACCAGAGAUAGUGCCAGUUCAAAAGCCACUACCUGUUAAUGAAUUCACUUGCCCUGUAACGUUUUGUAAAAAAGGCUUUAAGUAUUUUAAAAAUCUAAUAGCACAUGCAAAGGGGCAUAAGGAUAAUGAAGAAGCUAAACGUUUUCUAGAAAUGCAAAGCAAAAAAGUGAUUUGUCAGUACUGUAGACGACAUUUUGUAAGUGUUACUCACCUGAAUGAUCAUUUACAAAUGCACUGUGGCAGCAAGCCUUACAUCUGCAUACAGAUGAAAUGUAAGGCUGGUUUUAACAGUUAUGCUGAGCUGCUAACUCACAGGAAGGAGCAUCAAGUCUUCAGAGCAAAGUGUAUGUUUCCUAAAUGUGGGAGAGUGUUUUCUGAAGCCUAUUUACUGUAUGAUCACGAAGCACAACACUAUAAUACCUAUACCUGCAAAUUCACAGGCUGUGGGAAAGUCUACCGUUCUCAGAACGAACUGGAAAAGCAUCUUGAAGAACACAACAAGCAGCCUGAAAAAGUGCAACAGCCUGAAGGCCAGACUAAUCAGUCUGGUCUUAGUCAACCUUCUAAAGCUAAUGAAAGUACUGAUGGAGUUGCUGUUAAAGAGGAAUCAGCAUCAGCUCCAGCUGACAACCAAAGUAGUUUUACUGAAGGAGAAAACUAUGUCUGGAAUGAAAUCAAAGCAGAACCGGUAGGGAGUGAAAGUGUAAAUACAUCCCCAAGUAUGCUGCAGCAAAGUGAUUCCUUGCCUAAUGCUGCUCCAGAAGAGGCUGCUGCAGGUUCAGUGAAGACGGAGGUAGCAAUUCCAGUGAGCAGUGUUCAGAUGCUUGCAGUUAACCAGAAGAUCCGAGAUAACUUUGUAAGAAGAGGUAAAUUGGCUGCUACUACCAGUAAAGUAGAUACCACUAAAUCUGGAGCCCAGCAAUUGUGCUCAACAGUUGAUUCUUGUCUUCCAGUUUUCCAAGAAAGAAAGGAAGAGAAUUGCCUCAAUCAGUCUAAGAAUGUUCAAAAUAUAUCUGUGAGUUCGAACACACUAAAACCAGAAGCCCUUGAAUCAAAAAGCUUAGAAGGGCAAGUAAACAUUGUAAACACACUUAGCAUGCAGAAUCAGGCAGGGUACCGAAACAGUGUUCCCAUUUCCAAACUUGAAAUUGAAGACAGUAUUAAAGCUGCAGCUAAUCUAUAUAACCUACCUUUAAAAACUUUAGAAAGUAUUACAUUUAUUCCAUCACAGCCUAGCAUAAAUAAUUCUUUAGUUCCAACUGUGUCACCAGCAGCACCAGUUCAGAAAUUUAGUUGUCAGGUUGAGGGGUGUACUCGAACAUAUAACUCAUCACAGAGCAUUGGCAAACAUAUGAAGGCAGCACACCCUGAUCAAUAUGCUACUUUUAAAAUGCAACGUAAAAAUAAGAAACCACGAAAAUCCAGCAAUUUACAAAACGUUGAAAACGAUGAAAAGAUUGUCUGUCUGAUGCCAUCUCAAGUGGGCAAUCCCAGUGGUGCUGCUUUUACUGCACAGAACAAAACUAAUUCGAAUCCCACCUGUUCCAGUCAAGCGCAACACCUCUCAAGUACACUUUUCCCAACUCACUUAGAAAAUUUGACCAAUCCUGUGUUGCCUGUAGUGGAAAGUGUUAUAAAUCCAAGUUUGUCUACUCGUAUUAAAAGUGAGCCUGAAAGUGUUUUAUGUUCACAAAUGGAAAAUCUGUCUGGUGUAACCUUGCCUUCCCAGUUGGAAGAUCUGGCAAAAAGAGUUAUGCCUCUGAAUAUUGAUGGCAGUUCAGAUCCUUUUCUUCCUUUGCCUGCAGAGAAUGGUCCAAUGUCUCUUUUUCCUUCGCCAUCAGAAAACGCCCCAAGCUCAGUCUUCUCACAACUGGAAAACAACACAAACAACUUUUCAUCACAAUUAGAGGGAAACAGCAAUUCUGCUUUCCCAAAAGAGGAAACUAUUGAUCAAUUGUUUCCUUCACGAGUGAAUAAUGAAAACAACUUCAGUGAAACCAGUUCUCAACAUCCAACUUCAGAAAAAGUGAAAAAGGACCGUGCCCGGGUUCCAAAUGGAAAAGAAAGGAAGCCAAAACAUAACAAGCGGGCAAAAUGGCCAGCAAUAAUUAGAGAUGGUAAAUUUAUCUGUAGCAGGUGUUUCCGAGUUUUUACUAAUCCUCGAUCACUUGGUGGUCACUUAUCUAAGAGGUCAUAUUGUAAGCCUCUUGAAGGAUCAGAAAUUUCUGCAGAAGCUCUGCAAGCUAAUGGACAGUCUUUGCUUGCUAGUAUGAUUCUUUCCUCAAAUUCAUUAAGCUUGCAGCAACCCCAGGAGCCUACUUUCAAUCCGGAAUUAUGCUUUAAAGAUCCAGCAUUCCUGCAAUUGCUUGCAUCUGAAAAUCGUUCUACGGCCUUACUGCAGACCAUGUUCCCACGGGCCAGUGUGCCUAACUUUAAUACCAGUGGAAAUGAGGAAGGAAAUCAAAUUAUAAAACAAGCUUUGGAAACCGCAGGCAUUUCAAGUACCUUUGAUACCACGGAGGUACUUCCACAUAUAGUUACAACAAGUUGCGUCACUGGUACAACUCAAAUAAAUGCAGCUGUUCUUCCCAAUUCAACCAUGUCACCUCUAUUGCAGACAGUCUGCAACCCAAGUACUCUGCUAACAGACCAAAACAGGACCCUCAAUACCAAAAUUCCUUCAGUAAACGAGUGCAAGAGUUUGCCUGUUUUUGCAACAGAUGAUUUAAUGCUGAAGACAAUUGAAAAUGGCCUAUGCUCUAGCUCAUUUUCUAAUUCUGCUGCAGCAGCACAAACCUUUGCAGGGAACGCUUCACGAGUUUCAGUUAUAAGUACUCCCAAUAAUUCAGUAUCAAAUAACUCAAAUAAGAAGGGAACCAGUGCUUCAAAGAGGAAGAGAAAAGCAACUACACCCUUAGUUGCACCAAACAUAGCACAGAAAGUAGCAGUAAAUAAUAUAACAACAGGACUUCUAGCCAAAAGCUCUGAAGGAAACAUGGAAACACAGGGAGAUAAUUUUCAGUCCAACUUGGUAGCAAAUUGUGAUUCCCAAGCAGUGGCAGAAAAUCUCACACAGAAACUCAAUAAUGCUGACAAUCAGUUAUUCGUGGCCAGUGUCAAAGAGAACUUCAGAACAAACCUUGAGACUCGUACAACAUUAACAGUGAAAGCUGAAAAUGGGGAUUCCCAAAUGAUGGCUACAAAUUCUUGUGUGCAGACCAAUUCAGAGGAGCAGAUUUCAGAAGACAAUGUUAUUCAGAACUUUGAAAAAACUCUUGAAAUAAUUAAAAGUGCCAUGAAUUCACAGAUGCUUGAGGUGAAAACUGAGGUUCAGGAUACUGGCACUGCUUCGGGACAGAAUUUGCAAGUAAAUAACACACAAACUUCUUCAGGAAAUUCUUCAAGUAGUGUGCUGUUACCCGCUCACACACAGUUUGCAGUGCAUUCAGGGAAUGUCACUGCUGCAAAGACUAACUCUACUCAGUCUGAAACAUCUCAAAAAGUUGAUAAUCAAAUACUGGAAAUUUUGGAGGGCUUACAAAAACUGAAACUCGAAAAUGAUUCAUCCAUUCAGGUCUCUGAGAGUGUUUGCCACUGUCCCCCAGCAGAUACUCUAGCACCAGCAGUUCCCGUUGUACCAGUUGAAAACAAGCCCCUCGUCCAGAUAUCUUCAGAAACGAUUAUUCACUUUAGUGACAAAGUUAAUAAGCCUUUUGUGUGUCAGAAUCAAGGUUGCAACUAUAGUGCAAUGACAAAAGAUGCAUUGUUUAAACACUAUGGCAAGGUUCAUCAGUACACUGCAGAAAUGAUACUGGAAAUUAAGAAACAUCAGUUAAAGUACGCCCCAUUCAAGUGUGUUGUUGCUAGUUGUCCAAAGACAUUUACGCGAAACUCUAAUCUCCGAGCACACUGCCAGCUUGUACAUCAUUUUACAACGGAAGAGAUGGUAAAAUUAAAAAUCAAAAGGCCUUACGGCAGAAGGUCUCAAAAUGAAAUUGUAAACACAACUUCACAACCUGUUGAAAUAAAUUUGCAGACACUAAUAACAGAAAACAAAACUGCACCUCCGUUGGACAAAGAAGGUCAGAUAAAGGAAGCUCUAGAGCCUGUAAAUGUCUUGGAAAAGUUACUACCUGAGAAAAAUAUUCCUGAAAAACUGGAAACGCCUCCCCAGGUGAUUUCCGUUCCAUUGGAGCAGCAUAACGCAGACACUUUCGGUAACGCAGAGGCAAAAGUACACAAAGUUAGGAGGCACAGGAAAGAAAAAGAUGAGAGAAAACGUCGGAAGCCCGUAACAAAACCUCUGGAGUUUCCAACCAGAUACAGUCCUUACAGACCAUAUCGAUGUGUCCACCAGGGCUGCUUCGCAGCAUUUACAAUUCAACAAAAUCUAAUUCUUCAUUAUCAGGCUGUGCACAAAUCAGACCUUCCUGCCUUCUCUGCUGAAGUGGAGGAGGAGAGUGAGCCAGGUAAGGAGGAACGUGAGGAGACUGAAACUAAACCCACCAUCAGAGAAUUCAGGUGCGAGAUGAGUGACUGCUCCCGAAUAUUCCAGGAGGUUCCUAGCUUGAUACAGCAUUACAUGAAGCUUCAUAACAUGACCCCUGAGCAAAUCAGAAACAUGAAACCAGCUCCAGAGGCAGGAAGAUUUUCUUGUGAUCAGUCUCAAUGUAAAUCCUCAUUUACAGUGUAUUUCAACUACGUUACACAUCUUGAGACAGAUCAUGGUGUUAAGAUAAGGCCAAACAAGGUAGAAGAUGAUGGUGUAUUCAAGUGUGAUUGUGAGGGCUGUGACCGUAUUUAUGCUACUAGAUCUAACCUCCUGAGGCAUAUUUUUAAUAAACAUAAUGACAGGCAUAAAGAUCAUCUCAUAAGACCCAGAAGGCUGACACCAGGUCAGGAAAACAUUUCAAGCAAAGCAAACCAGGAGAAACCAGUGAAGUCCAAACAGAGAGGACUGAAAAACAAAUCAGGAAAGGAAAGUAGCAGGCUGCCGGAGAAAACAAAACGAAAGAAAAACGUUAACUUGGAAAACAAAAAUUCAAAACCAAUGCAAAUUCAGGAAAAUAAGGCUUAUUCACUGAAACGUGGAAAGCACGUGUUUUCUAUAAAAGCUAGAAAUGAGGCAUUAUCUGAAUGUACAAGCAGAUUUGUUACUCAGUAUCCAUGUAUGAUAAAAGGAUGUUCUUCUGUAGUUACAAGCGAAAGUAACAUCAUAAGACAUUACAAAUGCCACAAAUUGUCCAAGGCCUUUACUUCACAACACAGAAAUCUUCUCAUUGUAUCUAAAAAGCACUCUGUGCCAGAAGUAAAAGAAGUACCUUGUGAGCAAGAGGAGACUGACAAAGAAAUUGAUGUGGAAGGAACAGAACCAAGUUCGGUAGUAAGCAAUAAUGAUUCAAGCACACCGACGUUACCGCAAAAAGAAACUGAGAAAGGUGAGAAGGAUGAAGUGGAUGAACUAACAGAACUCUUCAUUACUAAACUGAUUAACGAGGAUUGUUCAAGUGCUGAAAAUCAAGCAAAAAUAUCUUCCAGUGUAAAUAAUGACUCGCAGGAGACCAACUCCUGCCCCUCAGAGAAGCAAAAAUCAAACAACUUAAAAAGAGCAAACAAAGAAAAAAAUGUAUCUCAGAAUAAGAGAAGAAGAACUGAAAAAGCAGAGGAGGUGCUGCCUGCUGAAGUGAGUAACCUGCACAGGGAGGAAGAGACUGCAGUUGCUAUUCAGACAGCCGAAGAGCAGCCUGCAGCUUUUGACUGGAGUUCAUUUAAGCCUAUGGGUUUUGAAGUUUCAUUCCUCAAGUUCCUUGAAGAGUCUGCUGUGAAGCAAAAGAAAAGCACUGAAAGAGACCACCAUAGCAGCGGAACCAAAAAAGGAUCUCAUUCAAACACACGAAAAUCUAACGAGAAGACCUCCUUAGCAACAAGUAAUAAUGUCACUUGGUCAUCUUCUGCAGCUGAAACCUUUGUACAGUUUGCCAAUCCAUCACAGCUUCAGAGCUGUGAUAAUGUAAAGAUAGUUUUAGACAAGACUUUUAAAGACUGCACUGAGCGUGCGUUGAAGCAACUUCAGGAAAUGAGACCUACCGUCAAUUUGAGAAGACUUGAUGAACACUGGGAAAAUGAUCCAGAAGUUACAGCUGCAAAAGAAAGAAAGGGUAAUGAGAAGGGCAGUCAAAACUGAAACCCUAAUGUGUGUAACCAUUACCUGUAAUAAAGUUUAUUUUGAAUAGGAAGCCAUCACGCAUGCUAGUAACUGUCGAGCUCUUUUAUUUUGAGGUGGUUUAAUCUAGAGAAAAACAUGACGUUUGUCAUGUAAAUUUUCAGUUGUUUUUAUCCCUAUGGGACUUGAAGAACAGAAUAAUUGCUUCAGCUUUGUAAAUACUUGAUCAGAACCUCAACUUUCUAUCAAAUUGUCCUUUCCAUGAACUAAAUCUUUGUGAAUUGUCUGUGAUUGGUAUCUUUCACCAGGUCACUGCUCAUGUACAACAGUACUCUUUAUUUGUAGAUACAUUUUUUUUUGUAUAUAUUUAUUAUUGUAAAUCAUUUGCUGCCACCAGCAGUCUGUAAGUCUAAACUAUUAAAUGACACAUUUAUAUUCAGAAUUUUAAUUGUAACUAAGUGAUCAAGUUUUUAAAACUGUCCUUUAAUCAUUUUAAAUUAAGACCUUUUGAACUAAAACUAGUUAAGUCUCCCAUAUCCAGUUUAUUUUGCGUAAAGCAUUUAUUUACAGGAGAGGAGCUGGAUAAGAUCACACUUCAUAGGUCCAACAUACUGACACACUCAUUUUUGUACAUUUUAACAUGCAGUAUCUACGGAUGAUACUCACGUGUAGUUAACUCAUAAAUAUAAUAGUUUUCUUAUAGCUACAUUUUUUCAUGGCUUUUAAUUGGAUACAAAGCAUUUAUGAUUCCAUAAUAAAAAAUGGAAAUGUGAAUAAAAUAGUUUGCUACAUCGGAGAUUUAAAACAAUAUUUGGUAUUAAAGAAUCCAUUGUGAAUGUGAUAGAAAAUUAGUAGUGUGGAGCAGUGUAUAUAUUUGAGGUGGUGAUUUGUGAAGUAGCCCAGUAUUGCCUUAAAUAAAAUCACAUUUCAUUUCUUGUUUUAUACAUGUGAUCUUAUAAAGGUUAUUUUUGUUUCUGUAACUUAGAUUGGUGUAUAGUUUAAUUUUUGUUAAAAAAUCAAAAAAUCCAAAAACAAACCUUCAGAAACCGUUUCUGUAAAUAGUGGGUUUAUAAAACAGAUGGUUUAUUUUGAUAAUACCAGUUUGGUAUCUAUCUAUAAAACGCGUGAGUCCUUACCGUCAAAAACUGAAUAAACAAAGGCACUUUCUGAAAGGGAAGUGAGAUUGUGAUCUUACAGAUACGCUCAGUGGUUGUGCUCUCUUGAUGGCACGGGCUCUCCCUGCACUCCUUUGCCCCUUGCUGACUGUUUGGCACCGCUUGUGCCACCUCUGUCUUUUCCACACUGGAAGGAGCCCCCAGAGCAGUGCCACGCGUAGCACUUGGCUUCGGGGCGCUUCCUCUGUAUGCUGCUAACUGACAUGGCGGGUGUCCGGUUUGUUGAGUAACCAAAAGAGCAAAUGUGAUAAUGGGAGCUGUCGGUAUCUAGGGAUCUGUGGCAUUGUUGUUGGUAUGCGAUUGUGCGCGGCUCAGAUGGGACAAGCCAGCUGGAUUGUGCGGUACCAAAAAUUUCUCUUGGAUUAUUCUCAUACUGGAUGUGACCUACCUUCAGUAAUAUAAAAUAGUCUUUAUCUUCAGAGAGACUGGCUUGCAUUUUUUUUUCUAUAAAUUUGUCUUGCCAUGUAAAGCUUUGCAUUAAAUGCUUCACCUGAUUGAUUGUUUUUAAACCAUUCACCUGGAAUCUUUGAUGGUUGACUUGAAGAUCAAUUCAGAUGGCAGGCUUUUACAGCAAAACAAAGGGACUGGUUUCAAGAGUGAUGAUUUUGUAUGAAAAAGCAAGAAGGCAGCAGCGUUUCAGCCUCGGAAAUAGGUCUUCUUUUGCUCUCUGGUGCUAAGUUGUAUGCCUUUUUACAAAGCAUUUGCUUCCUUCUGUACAGGGUCCAUUUGCUCAUGUAAACUUCAUCCCUGUUGAGUGAUCAAACUCUACCAGGUUAGCAAAUCAAAGGUACAAUCUGAAAAUGGUAAAAGCAGAAUAGAUGCUGUGUUUUCAUAGAAUUGUAGGGGUUGGAAAGGACCUCCAAGAGACCAUUGAGUCCAACCUCCCUGCUAAACAAGGUUUCCUACAAUAGGCUGCACAGGUGGGAAUCUGGAUAUUUUCUCUAGGAGAGAUCAUAACUGCAUGGUGCCGUGUGCGGGGGAGGGGACCACGUUGGGAGCUGCACUGGAGAUCUGCUGUCCUCAGAAGUACCUGAGGGUAAGAGGAUGCCCACAGACCCCUCGAUUGUUCAUUUUUGGAAGACCAGUUCAUCACUUUUUGUGUUACGUAAAUCAGUGUAUCCAACAGAAACAUUCCCAGUUACAGUUACUGCAGGAUUUGUCCUUUUUAGACUGAGAAUAGCAUAAAACUGAUUAGGCACAUAAUGUUACAGUAGGAUGCCAUUUCAGAAAAAUAAAAUGUAGUGCCAUACACAUCCAGGACAUAAGUUCUAAUUCUGAUCUGAGUGUAGAAUCUGAAUUACUGAGAAUGAAAUUUUUAACAUUCUAUUAUUGUCAUCCCAAUCAAUUCACAUUUUUUAGAACCAGUAUAGUCAUUGCCCCUCGUAUCACGUUCCCUGUUAGAUGGAUACCGAUGGCCUGUUCAACAGGUAAACCAGUGUGGUAUUUUUCCUUUAAAACAAGUAAGAUUUAAAUAAGGGGCUGAAGGGAGGGUUCACUUUAAGAUCUCAUGGAGUGCAGAGGGUGUUGUAGUUUGGUAAAGCCACCUGCAGAAGUUCUCGAUGAGACGCAUUUCCUUGGUACUUGCAUUUGGGUGUUUCACUACGAGCGAUGUGUGAUACCUUUGUACAUGCUGUACUGACAACUCCUGCAGACCCACACCCCAGUCCUGCCCAUAGGAUGGGAUUCGGGAUGGUGGCACCUCUUCAACCCAUGGGGUACCCCAGCAACAUCCAGCCCCCCUCUCCCCACAUUCUUCCUCCCUCUCUCUCCCCAUUACCUGGGGCCUUGCAGCUCCUGCUUCCCCUCUGCUGGGCCCAGUUUGGCUCUGGCUGGUGCCUCAGUAUGGAGGGGUGACAGGGUACAGGAGGUGAGGGACGAGGGGAAAGCCAUCUGCAGACAGGGAAGUACUUAUCUUCCAUGAUGUUUUUUUUCCAACUUCAUCUCUCAGAAGGUGAGAUUACCUGGGUUUUAAAGGACACUAGGAUUUACAUAAGCUUUGGAUCUUUUUAAUGUUUGCAGAGAUGUUUUAAAAUACGAAUGAGGUAAAUAUUUUUGUAUGAAUGUGCACUGAGCUAUUAUGGUAUUUUUCCAUUACAGUUGAGGGCUCAGGUCAGCUUUGUAGCAGCUACUGUGUGUUUAAGGAAGCAGUACUUUUAGCCUUCAAAAAUGAAAAAACAGCAUUUGAAUUGAAAACUUUGGCAUUUUGUCUGUACAGGUGAUGUAGAAGUCGAAUACAUUUUAAAAAUCCCACUGACUUUUAGUUUAGGACUUGAGGUCUACAAACUCAACGUGAGCCAAAAAUGGAAGCAUGAACGACUAAGGAGAUGGAGGGGUGAGUGAUGUGGGCUGGAGGAGGAAGGGGCAUACAGGUGGGAAAAGGCUGGGACGAACCAGGCUGAGAGCAAAUGCUGGACAAAGAGCGAGGGUGCCAAAAGCAGACAGGUUUCUGUUUUCUCAUUAAGUAAAAUCUGGCACAGCUGCCAUCUGUGAUGCUUGUUUCCUUUUUGUUAGCUCUGCUAAAUGCAGAUUAUGGUUAGCAAUGCAGCUAAUGAUGUAAAACCACCUGGCUGUUUGCUGCCAGUGAGUCAGGGCUCACGGAGACGGUCCAGAAUACUUUCCUGGUAUAUUUUCCAUAUGAAGUACUGGUUGAAUCGAAACCGAAAUGUCCUUUGAUAUGGGAAAUUAUGAAAUGGGAAAUUAUCAUUUCAGGACUGUUCAGGAUAGGAAUUCAGAACAUUUCAGGAUAGGAAUUAGUGAGAAAUAAAACCUUGCGUAAGUACUCCAAAACUACUUUUUCAUUGAUGUGCUGCUGUCUCAGAUCUGUCUUCAACAAUUAUGAAAUAGUCCUUAUGGAAACACUGUUUUUGCCUUGAUAGUGUUGCCAUUGUCUUAAGAAACAAUACCUUAGGGUAUGAAAGGAACAAGUUAAUGCUCAUUUUCUUACCAAAACUGACACAGAGCUGAUGGGCAAUAGUUUUCCUUCAUGCAGUUCUUGAUGGGUAUUAUGUAGUAGCUGUGAAGGCUUCUAGUUGCAUUUCUAUCCCAAGCCAUUCUGUGUAUGUGGAGCUUUAACAGAAAAUAUUGGGAGUUUUGUAAAGCACAUUGUCUCGACACACACACUGGUGCAGCACCGUGCGAGAUGUAACACUAACUGGCCACAAGCCGGUAUUGGAGGCUGCUGUCACUAAGUGCAGCAGCAGAUGGGUAUUUGUGUUUCUUAUGCAAUUAAAUUUAUUGUAGAAAUAAAGGAGAAAGG